Molecule: messenger RNA, 1164 nt
Organism: Pichia kudriavzevii
Lineage: Eukaryota; Fungi; Ascomycota; Pichiomycetes; Pichiales; Pichiaceae
Exons: 1
Coding region: 1-1164 (387 amino acids)
Source: RefSeq, a predicted model, not a curated record
AUGAUCCUUAUCUCUAAGGCGUUAAUCAUGAAUGCGGCACAACAGUCGUUCAAUUCUUUGCUCCAAGCAUAUCUUUCCCAAACCCCGCAAAUGGAUCAAAAUGUCGAUAAAAGACGGAUUGAAGUGUUAUUGCAAAUAAACACCAUACUUUUAUAUAAGUGUAUUGGCUUGCAGCAGUUUAUAUUGAACCAACAAAAUACCAGUUUACCUGAUUAUCCAGCACGCAAAGAAUUAUACAAUAAUUAUUUGAAGAGAAUACAUUACAAUUUAUCUUGUCUCGCAUCAAUUAAUGACAUUUAUUCUAGUAAUCCAUCAUCUAAAAGAAAUUAUGUUUUACCACAAAUAGUAUACCCACCUCAGGAAUGCCCCGAAUUAUACGAUCAUUAUAAAACUCUAAACCAACUCUACCCAGAGGCAAUUCCAUUUUAUCAAAAGAAGAUUUCACUUGCCAGACAACAACAACAACAACAACAACAACAACAAGAGCGGCAACAGCAAGGUACCACUAAUGGUUUUCCACAAUUCAAUUUGGGAAUAAACCCAUAUAUGCAAGGUAAUGGAGUGAAGAAGCCAUACACACAGCAAAAUAAUGUUUUACAAACGCAGCAUGUAUCCCAACAGGUACAAUCACCAAAUAAUGUCAUAUCUACUAGCAACGUGGCCAGCAACAUGAGUACCGAGUGGGGACAAAGAAAACCGUCUGCUGGAUUUCAAGAGCCAAUAGUAUCACAACCUUUCAAUAUUACCUCAAAUUUUAAUCAUGUAAAUGGGAAUAGAAACGAUUUUACUUUCCAAAAGGAACAACAGCAACAGCAGCAACGAAAUUUCACUAUGGAACAACCACAAAGGAGAUCAUCCAAUAAUACGUCACAUUCUAUGACUCCACAAAUGACACCACAAGCUAUCCUUCAACAAGGCAUGGCUUCUAAUCACUCGACCACACCUAAUCAGCAGAUGCAUCAGAGCCAAGGUUUGAAUCCAAUACUGAGUCCAGAGCAAAUAUUGUCGAGGGUGCAGCAAACUGGACAAAUGGGACAACAGCAGAUAAAGAAUGCAUAUAAUAACCCACAACACACGUCACAGCAAUUUAUGAGCCAGGUGUCCUCAAAUACUCAAAACUCCAAUUUUAAUCAAAUGGACUCUAACUUCAUGAGUGGUUGGUAA